ACGGACAGAAAAUGAGCAUGGAAGGAGAUUGGAUGUGUGCUGCAUGCCAACACCUAAAUUUCAAGAAACGGGAUGCAUGCCAACGAUGUAGCUGUUCCAAAUAUGCAACAACGACCGAUGUUUACAUGUAUGGACUAAACAAAACAGAAGUCCUAGCUGGAGACUGGUAUUGCAGUGCCAUAAACUGCGGUUCUCACAACUACGCAAGCAGAACAAGCUGUUAUAGAUGUGGUGCCUUAAAAAGUGAUUAUUAUGGUAACGGGGCGGGAAUGAUAGCAUCAACAGGUUAUGGAUAUGAUGCAAGUGCUUGUCCUGGUUGGAAGAGUGGUGAUUGGAUUUGCAGCAGAUUAGGAUGUGGUACGCACAACUAUGCCAGUAGAGCAGAAUGUUAUAAAUGCAAGAUGCCUAGGGAUUUUGGAGAUGACCUGAGAGAAAAUGAAUUAUAUUGAGGGACGAGGCGACAUUAAGUUUUUAUUGAAGAUUUACUUGAACUCAUAACCUUAUGUUUUUUUUUUCCUUUCGCAUUCCGUUUAUUUUCUAUUUUCUUGUUUCUUUAGAUCAA
Messenger RNA from Solanum tuberosum (potato), 562 nucleotides. RefSeq names its product zinc finger Ran-binding domain-containing protein 2-like. Gene Ontology annotation, molecular function: mRNA binding. Lineage: Eukaryota; Viridiplantae; Streptophyta; Magnoliopsida; Solanales; Solanaceae. The record is from RefSeq and is a predicted model, not a curated record. Gene Ontology annotation, cellular component: cytoplasm. Bases 12 to 449 code for a protein of 145 amino acids. The transcript has 3 exons.